Molecule: messenger RNA, 1089 nt
Organism: Molossus molossus (Pallas's mastiff bat)
Lineage: Eukaryota; Metazoa; Chordata; Mammalia; Chiroptera; Molossidae
Product: protein mono-ADP-ribosyltransferase PARP9-like
Biological process (GO): positive regulation of type II interferon-mediated signaling pathway; negative regulation of gene expression
Cellular component (GO): cytoplasm; nucleus
Molecular function (GO): transcription corepressor activity; ubiquitin-like protein ligase binding
Source: RefSeq, a predicted model, not a curated record
AUGAAUCUCAGUUUUAUUUUAAACCACUCUCAUUUUUCACUGGAUCCUGGAGCAGCAGCUUACAAUGAGAAAUCAGGUACGAUCACCUCACUCUCAGUCUUGUUUCAGAAAGUCUUUGCUCAUGUCUGUUCUUCAUGGAAAAAGGGAAAUACAGAAGGAGACUGUCACCCCUGCAAGUGUUCAGAGACUGAUAAUUUGGGGGAAAACUAUAGUUGGAAAAUACCCAUUAAUCACGAUGACUUCAAAAUUUUAAAAAAUAAUGAGAGUCGGCUGUGUGAAUUUCUCCGGAAUAAAUUUGGCUGUGUCUCUACCCUGGUCUCUCCAGCCCAGAAAAGUAACAGCAAGUCUUUAGAAAGUCUCAGCAAGUCUCAGCAAGUCUUUAUAAAAAGGCUGACUCCUGGGCUUGAGCUAUCUGUCUGGAAGGGUGACCUCACCAGACAUGUUGUUGAUGUCGUGGUGAAUGCAGCCAAUGAAGACCUUAGCCAUGGGGGAGGCCUGGCCAAGGCCCUGGUGAAAGCUGGCGGCGAAGAAAUCCAAGAGGAGAGUACAAGAUUUGUUUCUAGACAUGGUAAAGUACCAACUGGUUCAAUAGCUAUCACAGGAGCAGGGAGGCUUCCCUGCAAAUACAUUAUCCAUGCCGUUGGGCCUCGGUGGUCAGAGAUGAAUAGAAAGAUAUGUAUGGCUAAUCUGGAACUGGCCAUUUUAAAUAUUCUGUUCUUCAGCACACUGUGCCCCGAGACAGUAGCAAUUCCAGCCCUGAGCUCUGGGAUUUCCCAGUUCCCUCUGGAUUUGUGUACAAAGAUCAUUGUGGAUACUAUCAGGCUUUAUUACCAAGGGAAUCAAAUGAUCAGUAAUUUGAAAGAAAUUCACCUGGUAAGCAAUGAAGACCCUACUGUUGCUGCCUUUAAAACUGCUGCAGAAGGCAUUCUAGGGAGCAGUGAGCUGGGGUCUGGGGUGAGUCAAGGAGCCAUCCUUCACAAUACAAUGGUUUUGAACAACAUGACUCUCCAGAUUGUCCAAGGCCACAUCGAACAGCAGAAGGUUAAGAGCAUGGACUUUAGGGACAGACCAUCUGGAUUUGAAUACUAG